UGCUAUUUUAAUCGGGUUCUACGCUCGAUUACUUCUUCCUAUCCAACAUGUCUGCCUCCGUGUGACAUUUGCUGGCCCUAGGUGAAUGUCCGGGAUUGAGGAUGUUUUUGCUGCGGAGAGUGCUGUGUGAGGGACUGGGUCGGGGGACUGGGCUGCUCCCCGGCUCGGGGUGCUCGGGAGGCCGCCUGACAGGCAGUCAGAGCUGCUUUACUGCAUGGAGAGCCCUGGAAACACGUGAGUGACACCAAAGCAUGACCUAGGGGUGGGAAGACAAGACUAACAGAAUCAGUUUAAUGAGCCCUCAGUUAAUAUUGAUCAUCUGGACUAAGCAAUGCUGUGUGCAUUUUGUUAUUAGAAUACUAUAAAUACUAUAAGAAGCCCCUGGAAUACAUGGUGUGAUUUAUCAAUGACAUGCUGCAUUAUUGCCUUUCUGAUAUUUAUAUAUUUGUGAAUGUGACCAGUUUUGACAUGUAGUCUGCAGUUGGGGGGACUAUGUAGAUAGAAAGUGCACCAUCUUUGCAUUGUGUGUUUACCUUUUCCAGGUAAAGCAGGGACAGGUAUGACUGCAGUGUAUCUUUUUAUUUUAUUUUUUUAAGCCAAUGGGCCAUUGACAUUGUUGACGCCUAACUGGUAACAUUUACUAUUACAAUAUAAGUGUAAUUACAAAAUAUGUUAGUGAAUGCAACUGAGCUUAUCUGCCCAAUCACCUAAUAACAGAUCUAAAAGUGCCAAAAUGUCAUUUUCCAUAUCCCAUUUCACUCUGCUGUUUUUUUAAUUGACCUCUCUUCACAUCUUUGUAUCACCAGGUUUUGAUGUUUAUUUUUCCCUUUUGUUUAGGUGCCUGCAUUAUUCAUGUUAGAAAUUAUGCACAGAUGAAAAAGCAAGGUAAUUAUAUAAGCACUUUCAUAUACUACAUGUUGUGCUCAGUGACUGGAUUGUGGCCUAUCUUACCUUAUUUUAUUUUUUAAUUGCCUAUAGGAAACUUCAUUGUAAUAAAUCCUAACUAAAUAUUAUAGAAUAUAUUAUAAAAGUGUGCACCUCGAUAAAAUCUGAUUUAAUUGGGUUGCUGUAUUCAUUCUUUCCACCUACUUGCUGGUGCUUUUAUAAAUAAUACUAACAAUAAUCGGAUAAACUGGAUAUUUAAACUAUAUAUUUUUAUUUUAUUUUUUUAUUUUUUUUAAUUUGGAGCCAAAAAUGUUUGUGUGAAUUGUCAAUAGUAAUAUAAAAUAAAGUUCUACAACACUUUUACAAAACUUUUCUAGUGUCAAACAAGUCUAGUCUAUUACAAUGGAGAUGGCAGUGUUGCCACAGUAAAUUGAUUAUGGACAGCUGCCUGCAGUGUGAUUUAUAUGAUUUACUUAUCCUGACCAAUGGGAAAGUGGAUUUUAGGAUCUUGCUAAUAAGUGCUAAUAAAAUGCAUGGCAAGGAGAAAUAUGCUGAUAGAUUUUACAAUCCGUAUAGCUGCCAAGAUAAUUUCAUGUUGUAAAAUAUACCAAUAUUUCUGUGGCAACAUAUUUUCCUUUGGAUUUACAAUUGCCACAAGAUACCCCCUAAUAAGGCUAUUUACUAGUAUAACAUGUUUACUAAAAUACCUGUCACUAAUAACUGAUAAAUGCAAGAUUAUCUUUCUGUUAGCAAUGGACUACUUUUACUGGUGUCAUUUAAAUAAUGCUGAAGGGAGAUCAGUACGAUCUUUCAUAUCCUAUGCCGGUGUAUUUAUUUGUGUUUUCUUUUACAUUGUUGCAGAUAGACCAAGCCAGCUUGAUGACUUGCCUCCCACCAUGUUGCAGAAAGAUUAUGCAGAUGUACAGUUAGUAGAGGAGUAAGUGAGGUGUUUGGGAAGGUUGUUGUAAUAGGAAGUGCUUGUGGGUUUAUAUGGAAUAAGAUCAGACCUUGUCAAUGAGAUUGAAAGGUUUCUGAUUAGUGAGGGAGUUAUCUGCCUUCUACUGACACUUUUGCUAUAUGAGUGCACUUGCAGUAAUUCUUUUAAAAAAAAAAAAAAAAAAACAAUUCAAUUCUAUAUCUUUUUUUUUUUUUUUGCAUGAUCUGUGUUAGUUAUAAAGAAUGUCAUAAGACAUGUUCUUAUCUACUAUUUAAACUUGUGUAUCUAGCUCAUAAUUAAAUUACCUGCUUUUCCUCUUUGUUUCCUCUUUGCAGUGUUGAUGAUGUUGUUAAGCGGUUAAUGUCCCUAGAAAUGGCAAGUCAGGUCAGUAACCUGUACUGAAUGUUCUCUGGUCACCUUCAAUAGCUGCACAUAUUAGGUUUAUUCGGUGAAUCUUAAAUGGACCCUCUGUACACCAUAACAGAGGAGAGAAGGCGGAGCCUGGCCCAGCACCGAGGAACAUCGGUGCUGGACUUCGGUAAGUCACUGAAGGGGCACUGGCACUGGAGAAUCCUUUUAACCCCCAAAGUCUGGAACAUGGUUUCUGAUUGCUGAAUGUCUGAGGCUUCAAUCAUGAAGCAAUGAACCAGACGCUGCUGAUAGGUUGAGAGUGUCACAAUUUCCCCAUUUGGAAAAGUGUGUGGUUUAAAAAAAAAGAAAAACUUAAAUGUUUUAAUUGAUCCUCUAGCUGCUCAUUCAUAAAGGUGAGUGAAUAAAAUAUCAGCAUCUGCUUCUCUCCAGAAGCUGUAAUUGGUUUAGCUGCCAUAGUGGGUGCUUUGGUGCCUAGCAGGAACCACGUAAAAGGCAAACCAUUGCAAAAUGGGAACAACGCCAGUGUACUCCUAACAUUAUAACUAUUACAGCAGGCUGUAGUGGGUAUGUUUGGAGUAACCAUUUACAAAUUGCUUGUUAGUGAACACUAUCCUUAAUAGCUACAAUGUAGCUAUAUUAAAAAUAAUAUACUUAAAUGACAAAAGCACAUUCCUGCUUCUAUAUCCAAUAGUUGCACCAACAGCACCACAAUAAUAAAAAAUUAAAUCCUAAUUACAUGCAGAGCUGAAAUUGCUGCCAGCUUGCUUUUUAUAAAUUAAGUUAGACAUACUCAUAAUAUUGGUGUCAGUGGUUUCACAUAUUACACGUGUUGCUUUGAUGUCGUAUAUCAUAUAAUAUGUGCACUUAUUAUACAUUUUUUAAGGUGACAUGUUACCCUUUUUUUUUUUUUUUGGUACCUUUCUGUUUAUAGUCUGACUGAGACUUGCAAGGGUUUUCUUUACACUGAUGACGUUUUGAAUUUUAUGAGCUACAGUGACAAUAUCAGGUUGCAAAAAAAGUUUUAUGCAAGUUACGUGUUGUCCUUGGCCACUUGACAACUUUUUUUUCCAGAGAAAAGUCAGUGUUUGCAUUACUGCCUAGGAACACCUCUAGUGGCAGUCACUCAUACAGCCACUAGUGCUUCCUGGGUACUGACGUUUAGUGUCUCCACUCCAUGCAUCUCCAUGAGGAGAUGCUGAUUAGUGCAGCGUGAUGUUUUUGCCGAGCAUGCGCAAUAGCCCCUCAAUACUUUGCUAUGGAAAGUAUUGGGUUGGCGGAGAUCAUCAAGUUUGAUGAUCUCUGCCAAGUAGGCAGAGCAGGGGUGGGGCCAGCCGAGACGAGGCCAGCACGGCUCUGGAAAUAAGGUGAAUUUAACAGCUUUCUAAAUGAUGAGAAAUGUGGUGAAAAUUACAAUACACAUUACAAACUGUGCAUGCACAUUCAAAUAUUUUAAAACUUACUAUGAGUAAAAAUACUAUAUUAAAUAAACAUCAUAUGAUACCUUACCAUUUAUACUUUCAGAUGUUUUCUACAAUUCAUAUAUUCUGCUUUUGUUUUUAAUGCAGUCAGAGAAGCUCAGGGUGAAAACACAACAGUUAGUGGAGAAGGUCAAGAGAAAUCCAAAUGAUGACAGCUCCCCCGAAGUCAGAAGUGAGUAUAUGAUCGUAGUAAACGCGAUUUGACAUAAAGGGUUUAAAGGGACACUAUAGUCACCAGAACAACUACAGCUUAUUGAAUUUGUUCUGGAGAGUAGAAUAAUUCCCUUCAGACUUUUUGCAGUAAACACUGUCUUUUCAGAGAAAAUGCAGUGUUUACAUUACAGCCUAGUGAUAACUUCCCUGGCCACUCCUGAAAUGGCUACUAGAGGUGCUUCCUAGUUCAGUCCAGCCUAGUGUGCAGCACUGCCAUUCAGUGUCUCCACCCUCUGCAUGCGGACACUGAACUUUCCUCAGAGAUGCAUUGAUUCAAUUCAUCUAUAUGAGGAGAUGCUGAUUGGCCAGGGCUGUGUUUGACUUGUGUUGACUUUGCCCCUGAUCUGCCUCCUUGACCGUCGCUGCCACAAUUAUGGGGAAGCAUUGUGAUUGGUUCAGAACAACACUUCUGCUGAUGUCAGUAGACAGGGGCAGAGCCAGGAGCUGCAGCCUUUAAUUCAAGUAAGAUUUUACUAUAUUUACGGAGGCAAGGAGGGACAGUGGGGCUAGAUGGUGGUUUUAACACAAAGGGGUGAGGAAUACAUGUUUGUGUUCUUGGCCCUAUAGUGUUCCUUUAAGUAAUGAUCUUCUUCCAGACAAUCCAGGUCAUCUUAUGGAGAACUUUGUCCAUGAAGCAUUGAGAGGCAAUUGCAGUGUUGUGUCUUCAUUGAUGUCCACUUUUGUUUGUUGCACAUACAUCAGGAAGAGCACUUUCCCAGCUGUCUUUCUCUUCUAAAAUGUUUUUAAAGGAUGAAUAGGGGACACUCUGUGUACACAUGUAGCACUACAUCAGGCUAUAACCUUUCUUUUUUAAUUUAGUAAUGUCAUAUGAACAAGGACCAGUAUUUCUUAUCAAUUCAUGUUGGAUAGGAACAAUUAAAAGGUGACUCUUUUUCACAAUAAGUUGAUUUUAAUCUGUAAUUACAUAUUGAGCAUUAGUAAGUAUGUCCACAUUCUCUUUAUUAAUGUCAAAACCCUAUUCAAUUAAGUUAAAACUUACCUGGGAUCCACCACUGGAUGAAGUUCUCCUCGCUGGUUUCCACUACCAUCCGACAUCACUACUUCUCUCUCCACGAUCCAGUCAACUGCUUCUCAUACAUAAUCAUUUGAUCUGACCGUACUUACUGGAUGGGAUGCAGGAAAGGUGCUUGGUUGACAAAUAAGGGAAGAAAAUUAAAAAAAACUAAAUACAAAUUUACCAAAUGCAGGGGGAGAGAUGGGACAUUCGAGUUGAUUCUUGCAGGCACACUGCCUGCAAGGAUCGAAGCAGAUUACACCUGCAGUGCUCACUGAGAUAGUUACAUAGCUGAAAAGAGACUUGCGUCCAUCAAGUUCAGCCUUCCAAAAGAAGGCAAAAAACCCAGUUUGAAGCAAAGUUUUGCAACAAGCUAGGAAAAAAAUUCCUUCUUGACCCCAGAAUGGCAUUCAGAUUUAUCCUUCGAUCAAGCAGUUAUUACCCUACAUUGAAAGAUUAUAUCCUUGACUAUUCUGUUUUUGCAAGUAUGCAUCUAGUAUCUGUUUGAACAUAUGUAUGGACUCUGAUAAAACCACUUCUUCAGGCAGAGCAUUCCACAUCCUGAUUGUUCUUACAGUAAAAAAAACCUUUCCUUUGCCUUAGACAAAAUCUUCUUUCUUCCAGUCUAAGCGCAUGGCCUCGUGUCCUAUGUAAAGUCCGGUUUGUGAAUAGAUUUCCACACAAUGGUUUGUAUUGGCCCCGAAUAUAUUUGUAUAAUGUUAUCAUAUCCCCUCUCAGGCGACGUUUUUCUAAACUAAAUAGGUUUAAAUUUGUUAACCUUUCUUCAUAGCUGAUAUGUUCCAUUCCUUUUAUUAAUUUUGUAGCCCGCCUCUGCACUUUUUCUAGUGCCAUAAUAUCCUUCUUUAGAACAGGUGCCCAAAAUUGCACAGCAUAUUCAAUAUGGGGUCUUACCAGUGAUUUAUAAAGAGGCAAAAUUAUAUUCUUGUCCCGAGAAUGAAUGCCCUUUUUCAUGCAUGGCAAUACCUUACUGGCCUUGGCCACUGCUGAUUGACAUUGCACAUUGUUGCAUAGUUUGUAGUCUAUAACAAUUCCCAAGUCCUUUUCGUGUGUUGUUAUCCCUAAUUCGCUUCCAUUAAGGGUAUACGUUGCUUGUGUAUUCUUUACGCCGAAGUGCAUAACUUUGCAUUUUUCAACAUUAAAUUUCAUCUGCCAUUUGAGUGCCUAGUCCCCCAGUCUAUCUAAAUCCCUCUGCAGCAAAGUAAUAUCUUGCUCACAUUGUAUUAUUUUACAAAGUUUUGUGUCAUCUGCAAACACUGAAACAUGACUUUCAAGGCUGUCUUCAAGAUCAUUUAUAAAUAUGUUAAAUAGAAGGGGUCCCAGAACAGACCCCUGAGGGACACCACUUGCCACCUCUGUCCAGCUUGAAAAUUUACCAUUAAUGACAACUCUUUGUACUCUAUUUUUAAGCCAAUGUUCUACCCAAGAACAAGCAUUUUCAUCUAGACCGAUUUUCCUUGAGUUUGAACACUAAUCUAUAAUUGUAUUUGAAUUUUCUGGGAUUUUCUCGAACAGAUGAAGUGGUCUGGGUGCCUAAAGUGUCACUUUAAAGGCACCAAGACCACUUCAGCUCAUUGAAGUGGUCUAGGUGCAGUGUCCCAAGUCCCUUAACCCUGCAAUGGAAAUUAUUGGAGUUUUUGAUAAACUGCAAUAAUUACCUGCCAGGGUUAACUUCACCUCUAUUGGCUGUCUUACAGACCGCCACUAGAGGGUCUUUUGGUAGCCUCCCUGACGCUAGAAGUUUUUAUGCAAUGCAUGAGGACUUCCAGCUUCACCCAAAACCCUAUAGAAAAGCAUUAUACAGUGCUUUACUAUGAGGGAAGUCCUAAUGCGAGUGCAGCGAUCUGCAUCUGACAUCUGCUGGAGAGGAGCCUGAACCAGGGCUGUGGCACAUCGGCACUAGAAUCAGAUAAGUCCUCGUUUUUAACCCCUUCUGCACCACAGGUGUAGUUGGUGGGGAGUGGUACUAUAGUUUCCCUUUAAGAUUAUUAUUAUUGACCAGGCACUUUAUCUGUGAAUUGCUAGUCAAAUGUUUUUAUUGAAAAGUUUUUUUCAAAAUAUUAAUUUUAGAAACUUUGGUUUAAUUUUUUUAUUUAUUUUUUUAAUUUUAACAAGGGGGGAACAAAAAGAAAAGUGGGGCAAAGCCUUCGGGUAAUGUUAAUAAUCAAACAAUGCAAUUUUUCAAACUAUGCAAUUGCACAAUCAGCGCAACAAUAUUUUAAAAUAUAUGCAAAGUAACUGAAGAUAUAUAAUGACACAAUUAUAGAAUUAAGUAUCAAAACAGGUCAAUUAAGGGUAUAAAUAUAGGGAAUAUGAACUUUUAAUAUUAUCUUCCCCAUACAUUCCAAAGAAAUCUUAAUUGGUCACUCAUAGAUGAUUGUUGUCUAAGUGCCAUCUCAUAGCGUUUAUUAUCCAAUAUCCGUCUAAAGCUUCUUUAAGGGUGUUAUUUUGUCUGUUUCCAAUAUCUGGGUGUAGACAAUAUAGCUGUGAUUAUAUGUCCAAUCCUAUUUUUUUUUUUUUAUUGUAUUUGAGUUUUCUGGGAUUUUCACGAACAGGCACAAAUCUGGUGUUGACGUCAAAAUGGAUUUCUCAUCCUGUGUAAUAGAUUUCACAAUGCCUGAUAAAUGGAACCGUGUGGCCGCCACGUGUUUGCUCUCAUUUUGUACUAAACCUGUGUAGUUGGUUUAUGGCAAGUUUAAGUAAAUGACUCUUAAAACAAUUAACUGUAACCCUCACACACACACUGAUUUGGCUUGUUAUAUCUAUCUAUCUAUCCAUCUUAUUUGGCGCUCUCCUCUCAAGUAACUGCCUCGGUGAUUACCCACACACAUAUAAGAUUCCAAUAAAUGGUAGCAUUAAGUGGUACCAUUUGCUAAUAAAAUAUAUAAAUGUAUGGAUUAGUAAUUAGUAGUAGUCCAUCAGCCCAUGGUAGCUUUUUGCCAAAAGACUCCAGUUUUGUUAUUGAUAUUUCACAUCCUUGUGGGGAAUGAGAUGCAUGGUGGAUGUGUUGAAUUAGGUGGUAGAACGUUAAGUACAGAUAAGAUAAUGAGUGUUUUACAUACUGAAGUGUCUCCUAGUGUUCUGCUUUCCUCUAAUUCUACACUAACUUUGCUUCCACAUGAAUACACAUAAACAAGUGUUUAUGCAAGCCUUCUUAUACUAGUUACUUUCACCAGUCCGUUGUUGCUUACAUUUGCUCUGUGCAGUCACUUACAAGAAUCCAGAGAGCUCUCUUUGAGAACCAUUGAGAUUUUCCUUACUUUUCUUGUGUGAUUGAGCAAAAUGUGUUUAUUGCUGUGUUGAGAAAUUACUGUUUCUUUAUUUCCCUUUUUUUACCUCAAAUGCUGAAAUCUUUCUUAAUUACAACACUCACAUGUUCUUUUGUCCUUAGUAAACCAAAUGGAUUAAAUAAAUAAAUAAAAAAAACACCUAAGUGGGUUAUUACUUAAAGGGACACUCAAGGCACCAAAACAACCUCAUCUAAAUGAAGUUGUUAUGGUGCCAGGAGGCUCCUGGAGGCACUCUUAACUCAAGGAGUUAAAUCGUACUCUAACAGUUUAACUCCUAUGUUGUCUCCAGUGGCAAUGUCUACUCCCUCCAGACUGCAUCAGGCUUCAGAAUUUUUAGAUUCAGCAAGAAUGGAGUUCCGCUGGGCAGAGGCACUGCCGAUUGGCUGAGAGCCGUCAGCUGACGCUCUCAGCCAAUCAGUGACUCCCCAUUCACAAAGCUGACUUGCAAAUUGUAUGUUUCUUUGAAGAGCUCUGUAAAAAUGGAGCUAUGACAACCCUUUGGUGGUGUAUAGGGGAAGGCAUCAGAAAUACUGCAUAACUGAAGAAGGGUAGCAUCCUAUAUGAGGGCCUUUAACUUGAAGUCUAAGAGCAGAAAGUUGAUCCUGUCAACUUUAUAUUGUUUCUAAUAUAUUUACAUAGAGUGGGUGAUCCUCUAUCUCUGGAGUCUAAGCCCUUUUUAUUAGAUAUCGUAUAUUGUGCAAUAUAGAAUAGUUCCAGGUUUGGAAAAACCUACUCCGAUGCUAAAAAUGGGUUGAGGGGGUAAAAAAGGGUGUAACCCAGAGCAAAUGGCAGAAAUAAACCAAAAAACAAAUGAGAGCCUAAAAGAAGGAUCCUAACCUCACUAAGAUACCUCCAAUGUUAGAACAUUCUAAGGUAAUAGCAAAUAAUAACUUUAUUAGUAACAGAGAACCAAUAACGCACAAUGUGCCCCUCAACAAAAAGUGAGGUGAAUUAAAUAGUCAAAAUCUAGACUACUUAAUGCAGUUAAAAAGAAUGGGGAGUCAAGGGUUAAACUGGGAUGGUCUACAAAAGGGCUUAGUUCGCUAAGUGGUAAUUGCAAAUAACAAGCAACCAUAAAAGUCUUGUAUUUAAAUCCCUUAGUACAACCGGUAGGUGCUGAAGUAACUAUAAAUAGUAGAGAUGGAUGAACAGAGGGGCGCAAAGACAAUACAUAAAUAAGAAUCCCAGAUUUGUUAUAUAUAACAGGAGGUUCCUUAGAAAGAGUACCUGUAGUUCUUAGAUGUUAUUAAUUGGGUAUUAAAGUGUAUAUACUACACACAUAUACAUCACUUUUUGUUGAGGUGCACAUUGUGUGUUAUUGGUUCUCUGUUACUAAUAAAGUUAUUAUUUGCUAUUACCUUAGAAUGUUCUAACAUUGGAGGUAUCUUAGUGAGGUUAGGAUCCUUUUUUUAGGCUAAGGCCAUCCAUUAGUUUUUUGGUUUAUUUUGCAAUAAAGCAUCUUUGUAGAAAAAUUGCAUCUUUGACUAGGUGUUGAGGGACAUAUUUUCCUGUUUCUCUUCCACUAGUCUCAGUUGGGUAAGAGUGACCAGAGUUACAGUCCAACAAUUUAUGUAAUCCUGGAUUUUAUAGACUUGAUAAAGUUGCUUACUCCUAACGCACUUCUCUUCUUGCUGUAGUUGCAAAGAUGACAGCCAGGAUCAGGAAUUUCCAAGAGCACAUUCAAAAGCAUCCAAAGGUAAGCAGACAUGGAAAGUGGGAAUAGUUUAAGGAUUGACUGCUUGUAUCAUCCCAUCUUGAGCCAUAUGGAUAUUUACAUUUCCUUAGAUCAGAUUAUGUUGAGGUGAGCAAACCUAGAACUGCCUGACCUGUGCAUGAGUGGUUACUUUCAUUUUAUUAAAAUAAGUUCAGUAAUCCAGCACAAGUUAUAACAGCACUAACUCACAAAGACCCUCCCCAAUAAGAGUGAAUCUCACCAAUAGUAAACAAAUCCCAAUGGAUACCAAUUCUAAGUUAUCAAUAUAAGCACAAGAGAACUAGAUAGCUCAAAGAGAGCGGGGAUGAGGGAGGAUAAUCAUGUAUGCAUUAAUGCAUUAAAUGCAUAAGCAUCUUCUUCUGUGUAUUCUCUGUGUGCACUGGCUAUUGCCACUAUUCUGUACUGACAAUUGUAUUAAUAGAUGAAUGAAAGCUUAAACUUUUACUUGCCAGCUCAAUUUUAGACAUCUAAUACAGCAAAAUCAUAUUUCCAAAGGGAAUAAACUUUAUGUUCCUUUUACACAAAGUUUCUGGAAGCAAAUGCUGAUAUGCAAGGAAAAAUUGAGUUCUGUCCUAUGGCAGAAAGGUCCAUAUUGGAGGAGGAUCCUGUGUGCGCUUCUACUUAAUAAGGGAGUCCUGUUUUCAAUACCGCAAGGAACUGAGAUGGAUAGGAUUUUAUUUAAAUGUGUAACAGCCAAUGCAGUCGCUGUAUUGAGGUGUUUUGGAUGCCCUUCUCAUUUAGGCUUAUUUUUUUUUUUUUUUUUUCACUACUGUUUCUGUUCAUGCAGGACAAGGCAAACAAACGCAAAAUGUUGAUGUCCAUGGACCGACGCAAGAAAUUGCUAAAAAAUUUGCGCCUCACAAAUUAUGAUGCAUUUGAGAAUGUGUGCAAACAGCUGGGCAUCGAAUAUACAUUCCCCCCAGAGUACUACAGACGGGCCACUCGUAGGUGGUUGGCAAAGAAAGCACUGUGCUUAAAGGUAAGGCUAACUUCUUUGUUGUUUACAUGGAUUCUGUUCUGCAUUGAAUAUAAUGCUGGUGCAAAGGUGAUACAAGGUGAUACAUACAGGUUUUGCCAAAUUAUUGAUUGGUAGUGUCUUAAAGGCUGGUGGUUAGCUCUGCCUCCAUGGCUGUGAUCACCAAUCUUGAUGAUUCCUAUUGGAAAGCAUUGGGAGGAUAUUGCACAUGCGCUGCAAAUUGCCCAGCUGUGCCAAUCAGCAUCUCCUCCUAAAAAUGCAUUGACUCAAAGCAUAGUAUGGGGAACAUUCAAGGCCAGUGCUGCAUACUGUCCAACACUGGACUUGGAAGCACCUCUUGUGGCCCUCUGAAAAUGCAGCGUCUACAGUUCUCAGCCUGCAGGCUAUAGACACCAGAACCACUACAUUAAGCACUAAUGGUUCUGGUGGCUAUAGUGUCCCUUUAAUUUUUUCCAGUUUGACUAUUUUGGUCUAGAAUUUUACAUUUGUUUUGAAUCCUGGAGAUUUCGAUUUAGUGGAUAACUGUGAUUAAUUAAGAUCCAUGCUACUGCUUUCAUAGCUGACACCCAUUCCUAUUUUCUCUUAUUGAAAAAUGAAAAAGUCCAGACUAAUAAUAGAAAAGAAAAUUAAAAUGUUUAUAAAAUCUUUUUUUAGUACAGAACUCCAAUAAAAAUAGUAAUAACCUUGGUAUGUACAAAGUAAAAGUAAAAUAAUAAAUGAUGAAAUGACAGUGAUAACUAAUCUAAGAAACAUAACUGAAGUAUUUAAAAUUUUACUUGAGGGAAAAAAAAUGCCAUAUGCUAACUUUACCUAUGGAUAUUGGGUGUAUAAUUGCAUUCUUUAUUUAAACCCAUUGGUGUGAAAGUUUUUUUUAAAUGUGUAUAGCCAUUUGCAUUCCUUUUGAAGUGAUUGUAAAUUGAAAUGACGCUUUCUAGGAUUAGGAAUGAGUCUCAGGUUAUCGGGUUACUCCUUUAUUAUUUUGCUUUAGAUGCUCGCUUCUGAUUUUAUUAACAAACUACUUGCCUUAAGUUCCUCAUAAUGAGCCAGAAAUACAUGAUUAAAUUUUGAUUAGAUUUGCUUAUACCCUCCAAGUUACAUCGGGACAGAGCCUGUUCGUUACUGCUAGCUACAAACCGUUUGAAUAUAGCAUAGACACAGUUUAGUCAAAGGCCUUAUUAUUAUCUUGUCUGCCAUCCCUGCAAUUAGCAUUAUGACCAUAUACAGGGAGUGCAGAAUUAUUAGGCAAAUGAGUAUUUUGACCACAUCAUCCUCUUUAUGCAUGUUGUCUUACUCCAAGCUGUAUAGGCUCGAAAGCCUACUACCAGUUAAGCAUAUUAGGUGAUGUGCAUCUCUGUAAUGAGAAGGGGUGUGGUCUAAUGACAUCAACACCAUAUAUCAGGUGUGCAUAAUUAUUAGGCAACUUCCUUUCCUUUGGCAAAAUGGGUCAAAAGAAGGACUUGACAGGCUCAGAAAGUCAAAAAUAGUGAGAUAUCUUGCAGAGGGAUGCAGCACUCUUAAAAUUGCAAAGCUUCUGAAGCGUGAUCAUCGAACAAUCAAGCGUUUCAUUCAAAAUAGUCAACAGGGUCGCAAGAGGCGUGUGGAAAAACCAAGGCACAAAAUAACUGCCCAUGAACUAAGAAAAGUCAAGCGUGCAGCUGCCACGAUGCCACUUGCCACCAGUUUGGCAAUAUUUCAGAGCUGCAACAUCACUGGAGUGCCCAAAAGCACAAGGUGUGCAAUACUCAGAGACAUGGCCAAGGUAAGAAAGGCUGAAAGACGACCACCACUGAACAAGACACACAAGCUGAAACGUCAAGACUGGGCCAAGAAAUAUCUCAAGACUGAUUUUCCUAAGGUUUUAUGGACUGAUGAAAUGAGAGUGAGUCUUGAUGGGCCAGAUGGAUGGGCCCGUGGCUGGAUUGGUAAAGGGCAGAGAGCUCCAGUCCGACUCAGACGCCUGCAAGGUGGAGGUGGAGUACUGGUUUGGGCUGGUAUCAUCAAAGAUGAGCUUGUGGGGCCUUUUUGGGUUGAGGAUGGAGUCAAGCUCAACUCCCAGUCCUACUGCCAGUUCCUGGAAGACACCUUCUUCAAGCAGUGGUACAGGAAAAAGUCUGCAUCCUUCAAGAAAAACAUGAUUUUCAUGCAGGACAAUGCUCCAUUACACGCGUCCAAGUACUCCACAGCGUGGCUGGCAAGAAAGGGUAUAAAAGAAGAAAAUCUAAUGACAUGGCCUCAUUGUUCACCUGAUCUGAACCCCAUUGAGAACCUGUGGUCCAUCAUCAAAUGUGAGAUUUACAAAGAGGGAAAACAGUACACCUCUCUGAACAGUGUCUGGGAGGCUGUGGUUGCUGCUGCACGCAAUGUUGAUGGUGAACAGAUCAAAACACUGACAGAAUCCAUGGAUGGCAGGCUUUUUGAGUGUCCUUGCAAAGAAAGGUGGCUAUAUUGGUCACUGAUUUGUUUUUGUUUGUUUUUGAAUGUCAGAAAUGUAUAUUUGUGAAUGUUGAGAUGUUAUAUUGGUUUCACUGGUAAUAAUAAAUAAUUGAAAUGGGUAUAUAUUUGUUUUUUGUUAAGUUGCCUAAUAAUUAUGCACAGUAAUAGUCACAUGCACACACAGAUAUCCCCCUAACAUAGCUAAAACCAAAAACAAACUAAAAACUACUUCCAAAAAUAUUCAGCUUUGAUAUUAAUGAGUUUUUGGGGUUCAUUGAGAACAUGGUGGUUGUUCAAUAAUAAAAUUAAUCCUCAAAAAUACAACUUGCCUAAUAAUUCUGCACUCCCUGUAGUAUUGCCAGGUUUAUUUUAGCUGCACUCAAAGGCACAUCUAAGUUGAGGGUUGGGUUCCUUUCAUAACUAGUUAAAAUUGUGUCCUGUCAUUUUUCCAGUGGGCGGAAUGGGGGAGAUACUACAUAACUGCUUACGUUUUAUUUCUUUUGGAUAUACCAGCAGUGAACUAUUUUUAAUUCAUAACUGUCCUUUCGAAACUACCUUUUUACCCCUCAUACCGAUAUGCAGGAUUGAUACAGUUUGUUAGUAUCAUCUCUCCUGUUAACCUUUCUUUAGUCUUUGCAUCUAGACAUCAUUCUGUUAAUCUUAGAUUGCACUAUAUAUUCUUAUGCACUCAAUAUUAACACUACCCUACCAAUUCUGAAGCAACUCUGUGGCUAUCUGUGCUUUUUAAUUGUAACAGUUGCUGUCAUUAAUUUGAUACUAUUUUUUUCAUGUAUGUUACUAGUUUUUUUACUCUAAGCAAUUAGCCUCUUACUGUGUACUCUGAGCUUACAUGAAUUAUCCUCUCUUUGUACAUACCUGAGUUAUUACUAUUUUUAUUGGAGUUCUGUACUAAAUUGGUAUAAUUAAAAAAAAAAUUAUAUAUAUAUAUAUAUAUAUAUAUAUAUAUAUUAAAAGUUUUAACUUUUCUUUUAUUCGUCUGGACUAGAACUUUUUCCUUUUUCAAUUCCAAUACACUAUUAGGGUUACCCCACUUUCACUGUCCUUGUGAUUCUCUUGUUUUUGUUAACAGAAGAGUGGAUCAUGUUCAUAAGCUGGUAAUUUAUAGAAGCUUCCUCAAAGUGGCCAUCUGGAUAAUAAGGGGUGUUAAAAAAAGUAUGAAGAAACAGACAUUCUGAUGUAAUUCUUUAAUAACCCAAAACUAGCUCCAUCAAAAUUUCUUAUUUACAUCCCUAAAUUUAAACAUCUUGAUUUAUCCAUUUCAAAAUAAAAUGUAGAAAUCCACUUAAGUUAUUCAUCUUUAUUUUUUGUAGAUACUUUUAAUUAGAGCUUACAUGUUUUUGUACUUAUAGCUAGUUACUGGUAAGAUUUAAAGGUUUUCUUGUUUCAUUUCCACAUAGGUAUAUCAAGAGACAAAGCGACUUCAAGCUGCAGGUCUUUUAAAGAAGAGGAGAUCAUCACAAGCUAAGACUCAAGAAAACCAGGGAACUCCAGUGUAAACCAAAUUUCAUAAGAAACGAAUGCAUGAAGAUUUCGGAGUGGACAUCUCAUCUUGUAUAAUUCUGCAUUUCAUUAGCAUUUGAUGCAAAACAUUAUUACAAACACUGUUCAAAAUCUUUUGUGACACCAUUUAUGACGCCAAACUGUUUCCCUCCUAUGUUAUUUUUUUAUAAUACAGUAAAUUAAAAUAGAAAAAACACUGUACUUUUCACUAAUUGCUUAAACUUUAAAAACAAAUGUACGCAUGCUGGAUGAAAGGUGUUUUUUUUUUUUUUUGUUUGUUUUUUUUUUUUCAGGGUUCACCCCCCCCAAGAAAAUUUACAGUAAAUGCUGAAUGGGGAAACAAUAUACACACUUUAAUAUCUAAAGGAAAACUUCAAGCACCAUAACUGUAGUAGUUAUGGUGCCCGUAAUGUCCUGGAAAGCCCCCUGUCUUAUUGUAAGUAGUCUCUACUUUGUCUCCGUAUAUCUCUUGACUGGGUUGAAAUUCCAGUGAAACACAGACAUAAUGAGGAUUGCAUAAAGAAUAUAUCUUUAUAAAAUACUAGUUUUUAAUACUGGGUUGGCAGUGCUGCUUUAAGGAGUGAGACGUGGUUAACUGUUAAAACGUAUCGUAACCACAAAGCAUAAUGGAGAUGGUGUGACAGUAAAGGCAGGUUGCAUAACGUGGCAAAACAUAUAUUUGAUUUUGCAAGAAAUGAUUGGCAAUCCAAAAACAAUUCUGCUAAUUACUUAACCAAACGUUAUGUUCAUGCUUGAAGUGUGUCUUUAACGAGGCUCACUUUCCAGAAUUUUGUAACAACAAAAAAUAUCCCAAAGUAUAUUUUGUUACUGUAUGCUUAGCACGUU
Molecule: messenger RNA, 15698 nt
Organism: Pelobates cultripes (western spadefoot toad)
Lineage: Eukaryota; Metazoa; Chordata; Amphibia; Anura; Pelobatidae
Source: the annotation of a GenBank genome assembly